AUGACGAAAGAAUUACUUACAUGGGUAUCUAUCUGGAGUGAUAACGAGGAGACGAUGGAUCAGGGUCAAGUCACAAACCAGGACGAACUCGACCCAGUCAUUACGCCCGACCGAGCAAGCUCCGAUUACUCCUCCGACAUUCAGCCAUCUCACUCGGGGACUGAGAUCAAUCAAUGGACCAAAGGAUUCACGAGUUUCACCCUGGAUAAAUUGAUGUUAAGAAAUUUGGUUAUAGAGACAAACGAGGGCACGAGUUUAGGUACAGGAUACAACUCGGUCAAUAGACCAGAUGUAGACACAGUACACAUCUCUGCCGCCAUGGCAGUCUUUUUUUUGGAGUAUGAAACCCAAUAA
This is a messenger RNA of Acaulospora colombiana, 354 nucleotides long. Lineage: Eukaryota; Fungi; Glomeromycota; Glomeromycetes; Diversisporales; Acaulosporaceae. The record is from the annotation of a GenBank genome assembly.